Molecule: messenger RNA, 900 nt
Organism: Penicillium alfredii
Lineage: Eukaryota; Fungi; Ascomycota; Eurotiomycetes; Eurotiales; Aspergillaceae
Product: putative transcription initiation factor TFIID, 31kD subunit
Exons: 1
Coding region: 1-900 (299 amino acids)
Biological process (GO): RNA polymerase II preinitiation complex assembly; DNA-templated transcription initiation
Cellular component (GO): SAGA complex; transcription factor TFIID complex
Molecular function (GO): protein heterodimerization activity; RNA polymerase II general transcription initiation factor activity; transcription coactivator activity
Source: RefSeq, a predicted model, not a curated record
AUGGCAUCACCAAGCCAGACGCAAGGCUCAGGCCCAGCAACACAACCUCUGACCCCACCCGCCGAUUCAUCUUCGGGCGCGGCGAACGGAGUCUCCGCGCCCGCCGCUUCGGCUUCGCAGCCACGGGCUAGUGUCCCAGCAGCCGCGCCGACCACUACGACCACAACACAACCACCGCCAUUCCCGGGCAAUUCUCUGCAAGAUAGCGGCAAGUCGCGACGGCCGCGCGAUGUACGCCUCAUACACAUGCUGCUCGCCUCACUCGGCGUCACUGCAUACCAAGACCGCGUGCCGCUCCAGCUUCUCGACUUUGCCUACCGCUACACCUCAAAUGUACUUCAGGAUUCCGUGCACCUCGCGACGGAGGGGUAUGGUGGUGCCGCGGGCGACGGGAGCGGCACGGGCAAGGGCUUGAAUGUGGAAACCAACGGCGUGUCAUUACCGGCAUUGCGUCUUAGUAUUGCCUCACGCCUGCACUACCAGUUUCAGACGGGGCUGCCCAAGGAGUUCUUGAUGGAGGUUGCGUCGGAGCGAAACCGCAUUGCGCUGCCGGGCGUGUCACGCGGCUUCGAUGCCGCUGCUACCAAUGGGGUGGCUGGCGCGGCAAACCAGAGCGUCUUGAUGGGGGGAAUGCGUCUGCCCCCCGAACGAUUCUGUCUUACGGGCACAGGCUGGAACAUGAAAGAUGAGUGGGACAGCGAGGGCGAGGAGGAAAUGCCCGAUGCUCAGCCGCAGUCUGGUCCCGGCCAGGGCCAGGGUGUUGGUGGUGAUGCAGCCGAGGAUGCAGAGGGCGGUGAUGAUGACGAUGGCGAUGGGAAGAUGGAGGACAUCUUCGGCGAGGACACCACCAUGGGCGAAGCAGGUGAUGGUGAUGAAGACCGGAAGAUGACCGGCAUGUAA